Meloidogyne enterolobii is the source of this 687-nucleotide messenger RNA. The record is from the annotation of a GenBank genome assembly. NCBI's taxonomy places the organism in Eukaryota, Metazoa, Nematoda, Chromadorea, Rhabditida, Meloidogynidae.
UUUUUGAAAUUAAAUAGCAAAAUUAUUUAUUUGUUCGUCUGGUAUUUUAUCCAGGUUUUCUUAUUUUUUAAAUUUUUUUUCGAGAUUAAUGUCGGUUGCUUGUUUGGUGAAGUUUUGGUCCUAUCCUUCAGUCGCUAGUUAAUAGGUAUUUGAUCAUCUUUUUUCUAAAUCCGUGGCAUCUCUUAUUUAGAUGCCUGUCCUUUUUGUAUUAUCUUUAAAAAACGUCUUCAAUUUGACAAAUAUUAAAUUGGGGGAGUUGAGCCUGAUAUUGAGAAUUUAUUUUAAGAAAUCUGAAAGAGAACGAGUCAUUCCAUGAGGAAUUGCCCCGCAUAGUUUUUGUGCUGUCUAACGACGUGCAGCGCUUUCAUACUCACAUCAGUAUCUUCAUAAUCAAAACAUUCUUCAGUCAUAUCAAAGAAUUGUUAAGAGUUUAUAAAGCAUUUUUAAAUCUUAAUUUAUAGAGCGGCCUUGGUGUAGUGGGUAACAUCCCGGUCUGGGAUGUGCUCUAAGAUGUUCUUUGCUGGGAGUCUUCCUUUGUCCUGCUCGUCCGCUCCGUUGUUGGGAGUCCUUGCUGACUUGCCGUUGCAGGUACGAUUACCUUGUAAGGCAGCAAAGACUCCCAGCAAAGGAGCGGAUGCAGCAGGACAAAUGAAAACUCCCAGCAAAGAGCAUCCGUUUGUACUUUAA